CUGCUCCCGGAAGCGCUCGGCGGUAGCCGGCGGGGCAGCAUGUCCGCGUCUUCCAGAAGGAAGAGCAAAGGGCGGCCGGUCCCGGACAGCGGUGGCGGCGGUGGCUCCCCGCGGGCCGCCCACCCUGGCGCUUCUGAGGGCGGGCCGCUGGCGCUGAGUGUCGCUGACGCCGUGGAGGCAGGAGAUGAUAAAGUUCCAAAAAUGUUGCGAAGAGCCCUCGCGCAGCUGUCACUGAGCAGCAUGAAGUCUGCAAACGUAUGCAUAGGUCGUCCAGUCUUGAUUACCUCUGCUGAUGGACGACAGGAGGUCUGUACUGCUUGGCCCACCACAGGCUUUCCAGGCGGGAAAGUUGGGCUGAAUGAAACCACACAGAAGAACCUGAAAGUAAAUCUGGGUGAUGCUGUCACUGUGCAGCCUGUAAUUGGUGCAGUCAUCCAGGCAGAGGAAGUCAAUGUAAAGUUGAGGGACAAAGAUGCCACCAUUAAUGCCGAGGAAAUGUCUGUCUGUCUACUGAGAAAUCUAGAUGGGAAAAUUGUUUUACCAGGAAACCUCUUGUCUUUCGCCUUCUAUGGCAGACUUUGUAACAUCGUGGUGAUGAAAGUGAAAGGAACUGAUGGUGCAGAGCUAUCUGCCCAGAGCAGCGCCAUUUCCAGUGAUGUGCAUGAGCUAGAUGUUGAAAGAUCUGAUUUGGACACAAGUACGUUAGAUUUGUCCUUCCAACUCGGCAAGAUGGACAUUGAUGAUAGUCCAGAGGUUGCAUCUAUGAGCACACCAAGCAAACUGAUGCAUCCAAGUUCACCACUUACACCCAGUUCUGCUGUGACGGCCAGUGGUCAAGGUGAUGGUCAUGGAGAGAAAACCUGGAGCAAGGGAGAUGGCGCAGACCUCAGUGAUGAUUUGGAGUUGCCUGGGAAAGGAGGCAGUGAGGGUCUCCCACUAACUGGCAAAACUGGAGCAAUAAGCAAUACAGACACUUUUUAUUUCAUUUCUUCAAGAACUAAAAUCAAUUUUAUUGAAACAAGGUCCAGUGCAACAGAUGAUGGUGAUUGUGAAUCUCAAGUCACCUAUGAUAUGAUAGGAGGUCUAAGCAGCCAGCUCAGAACUAUUAGAGAAACAGUUGAACUGCCCUUGAAGCAAGCUGAACUGUUCAAGAGUUACGGAAUCCCUCCUCCUAGAGGAGUGCUCCUGUAUGGCCCUCCAGGUACUGGGAAGACUAUGAUUGCCAAAGCCAUUGCAAAUGAGGUUGGUGCUCAUGUUACAGUUAUUAAUGGUCCUGAAAUAAUCAGCAAGUUUUAUGGGGAGUCUGAAUCAAGAUUACGUCAGAUAUUUGCUGAAGCUUCCCUGUGUCAGCCCUCCAUUAUAUUUAUAGAUGAGUUGGAUGCACUCUGUCCCAAGAGAGAAGGGGCUCAGAAUGAAGUUGAAAAGAGAGUUGUUGCUUCAUUGCUGACGUUAAUGGAUGGCAUUGACUCAGAGGGCAGCAAAGGGCAGUGCUUGGUACUUGGGGCCACUAACCGUCCUCAUGCACUAGAUGCAGCACUGCGCAGACCCGGGCGUUUUGAUAAAGAGAUAGAAAUUGGAGUCCCUAAUGCCCAAGACCGUCUGGACAUACUCCAAAAGCUUCUCAAGAAAGUACCCCAUUCACUCACAGCAGCAGAGUUGGCACAACUAGCUGAUAGUGCACAUGGUUAUGUGGGUGCAGACUUAGCAGCCUUGUGCAAGGAAGCAGGUUUGUACGCAUUGCGGAGAGCGCUGGGGAAAAGACCUAACGUAUUAGACAACGAGGUGGCUGGGUCAGUGAUGAUUGCUUUCAAUGACUUCCUACAGGGGAUGAAUGAUGUCAGGCCCAGUGCCAUGAGGGAGGUGGCGGUCGAUGUGCCAAAAGUAUCUUGGUCAGACAUAGGAGGACUGGAAGACGUCAAGCUGAAAUUGAAGCAGGCAGUUGAAUGGCCUCUUAAACAUCCCGACUCCUUCAUCCGAAUGGGGAUUCAGCCUCCAAAAGGUGUGCUGCUUUAUGGACCUCCUGGGUGCUCAAAAACAAUGAUAGCAAAAGCUUUGGCUCAUGAAAGUGGUCUGAACUUCUUGGCAGUGAAGGGACCUGAGCUGUUGAAUAAAUAUGUUGGUGAAUCUGAACGAGCAGUGAGAGAGCUCUUCAGGUGCUGGAAAUGUAGCAGACCGUGUCUUGGCUCAGUUGCUAACGGAAAUGGAUGGGAUAGAACAGCUGAAGGAUGUGACAAUUUUGGCAGCUACAAACAGACCGGACAUGAUAGACAAGAAAGAAGUCUGGCAACAGAAAGAGUUUGUACUGUGAACUUCACUUCAUGGAAAGUCUUUCAGUAUGGGCUUUUAGUUUACUUUCUGAUCAGUAAUCCCUUUGAAAAGGCUUUGCUGAGACCAGGACGAAUAGACAGAAUUAUCUAUGUGCCAUUGCCAGAUGCAGCCACUCGCAAGGAGAUCUUCAAACUUCAUUUUCAGUCCAUGCCAGUCAGUGAUGAAGUCUGCUUAUCAGAGCUCGUUCAGCACACACAGAAGUACUCAGGAGCAGAGAUAACAGCAGUCUGCAGAGAAGCAGCCCUUCUAGCUCUUCAGGAAGACAUACAUGCCAAAUCUAUCAUGGGACGGCACUUUCGGUACGCACUGACUGUCGUGACCCCAAGAAUUCCUGAUUCAUUAAUCCAGUUUUAUGCAGAUUAUCAGCAGCAAAGUGGACUGCACGCGCUUUGAAAGGCAAAUUAAUACGUACACCCAUUCACAGUGUGAAUAGUGAAUUUCCUUUGUAAAGCUGUCAAAAGCCAAAGAAUUUUGUAUUGUGAGUGGAGUGUCCGAAGUUAACUCAAGUGCAGAAUUGUCGUAAUAAAUGCCUGUUAUUGAAAGUUUGGAGCAUAAUUGAUAUAAUCUAAAACUUUAUAUUUUUACAGUUUCAGUGGUAUAAUCUGCAUUUUAGAGGUGGUAAGAUUGUUGGUUUAAGUCAGUUUAUCAGAGUGUGUAUCUGUAAAUCAAAAAGUAAUUAUCAAAUUCUGAAUUUUUGGUGGAUUCUUUGCCCUAAAGAGAGUAGCAACAAGUGUCAUUACUGCCUGUAUUUGUUCCUGCCUCAACCAUAGUCUAAUACCAGGGACUAUCCCAGUGAGGCACAGACCUGAGGAGUGGCCUCACUACAAAAAAUGCUGAAAAUUAUUCUGAACCUUUUGAUUUAUGAUCUCCAGAAAAGCUGCCAAACAGGCUUACCGAACAUAGAGCUUUCCAAGGUAAAACUAAGGUAUCGUGACUGAUCAUAGUGAAAUAUUUAUUUUUCGUCUUAAACAACUCCUCUUUACACGUACUGGGAAUUAGGCACCUUAAAAAUUGUACAUCCCUUGGCUAACCCAAAACCACUGCCAGGCCUCAGUGAAAAAUUUCUGUUGUUGUGUGUUUGUUUCCAUCAAAAUAAAUAGGAAUGUUGACUGGUAAUUUAAAGCUGGCCACUUAAACUGCUAAUGAAUCCUAAUUAAUGAAUAAGAAAACCUCCUUGCAAAAACUGUUAUAAAUGACCACAAAAUAGUUCAGGGACAGAUAAAAUCUUUUUGGCUUAUUUCUUUGUUAUAUGACCUGUUGAAAUGAUGACAGGUCCUUAUGGGCUCUCUGCUCUUGCACUCAGUAUGAAACGGAGAUAAGCAAACUCAUUUUUGGCUUUUUUUCCUCGCAAUAAAAAGACUGAGCUUUUCUAUUCCAGACAUGAAAAAUAGAGGGAAAGGUAAAGCAAAACGAAUACAAACUUUAACAAAAAUGGGACAGAAAAAAAAAAGAAAAAGGUCACAAACCCCUCAAUUUCAUUGGGUAAUUUUGUGUUUUCCUGGUGUUUUGCAGGUAAGUAGAAGAAUUUCCAGAUCAAAAUUUUAGCCAAAUCCGGCUUUCACUUGUUGAAGUAAACAAAUAUAAUUUUAGGCUCUGUGUAAGGUUAUUUUUUGGAUUUGUUUAUCGAUGGUUCUGAAGACUUUUCUUUCUUGCAGUCAUUAGAUAUAUAUUCAGGAGAGAGUAAUAAUUAUUUAGAAAUUUACAUAAACUUCUGAGAAAUUUGUAUGUAUCUAAGGGAGACUUCUACUAUAUUUACUUACAUUAUCAAUAUGAAAUUUUAAAAGUAAUCUCUUGGCCUUGAUUAUGGUUUUUCUCUCUUAGUUCCACCCUGUACAUAAUUUGCAGCUUUCAAACAGAAAUGUACUAUUUUUAAAUAGCAACUUUUCUAUUACUUUUAUUUUAAUCUCUUGUUGCUAUAAUUAGCAUUUUAUUUUACUAUCACUGAAAAGGAUUAGAGGAUGGGAAAAAGCAUGUCGUUUACUUAGUUCAUGUGAUGUAUGUGCAGGUUUUUUUCUUUUUUUCAUUGUUUGACUUUAAUAGCACAACAGACAGAGGGAAUUAAGAAAAGUAUAAAUUGGAAAAGUUGCCUUGGGGAUCAAGACUGCAUUUGAAACUACUUUAUCCUUUUUCUAACUUUUAUAUACUCCAUCUUGAAGAUCAGGAUGCGAACCAUUUAUUAUAACCAUUACGUUUUGGAUGUUUCCAAAAAUUAAAUGCCACACCAUUAUCCCCUGGCACUUUCCUCCAGUGUAUGUUCCUGAAGGAAGGAAAGAAAAACUGUAGUUUUUACUGCCAAUAAUGAAUUCUGUUUAUAAUUUUAUAUCCUAAAAAUAACACUAUGUGAUGCUCCAGAUGAGUAGCAAAACUAAAUCGCCAUUCCUUGAGAAGUGUUCAGUCAGAUCCCUUGGGAAUGUCCACCAACACAUGAAUCUGAACUGAGAGAGGCAGGUAGGAUCUGGCUGCCCUUUCCUAUGUGGGCUCCUGAUGCCAUGAGCUGGAAUUUGCACAUUGAAUUUUAGGACAUUAGGAGAGAAUGCUGGCCCGUGACUGCUGUUCAUGCUUUAGGAAAGAACCCAUCCCUGCAAACAUUUAUCCUCUCAUCCACGCAGUACCACAGGUAUCCACAUGAUAACCAAAUCUCUUGAUACAUACCUACAUGCCUGAAGGGAUUUUAAAUGUAGGAAGCUUCCCUUUUUUACAUAGGGUUUGUAGAACUUGAUUUUUAAAGAAGCAAGAUACUCUUAAAAUUUGAAGUCCCUAGAAGGUUUCUGUUGCUCCAAAAUACUGAUACCACUCAAAAUCUUACUCCGUCCCAAGCCACAGAUAAAUUGAGGUUUAAAGGAAGGUAUGAUGAUUCGCCUUCUCGUUCAUAAUGACAGAUCGUCGUUAUCAUGGACUACCAACUUGAAACUUAUCAAAAACUGGAAAGUAACCAAAAAUUCAGUUUUGGCUAAAGCGUAUCAGCAACAUAGUCCAUUCAGAAUCCAGUCUGGUGAACACUUUUGUACCUUCAGCCUCUCAUUGGAACUUAGUGAUGAGGGCCCUGUAGGACAGAGCACUUCUGAAGUAUCUUCCAUUAGCCUGUCAUUUAAAUGAGUGUUUUUUAAUUCAGAGCUGAACUUUUCACAGGGUGUUUUACUGAACACAUUGUGCCUUGGCACCAAAUCAAAUUGCUUGCAGUGUGAGGCCAUAUAAGCCUGAACACCUCUAUGCUUCAGAGUAAAUCAAAGAUGGAGGCAUUCUUUCUUCUGCCGGGUUAAUCACGUUUACUGUUGUUUGGAUGUUUCCAUGAGAUUUAAUUUUAAUAAAACAAUAGAGGCUCAGUGAAUGGAAGGGAAGGCGUCUGAGAAGAAUAUCUCUCUUCCAUCCUCUCUUUAACUGCUGAAGUGGUUCCUAGGCUUAUUUCUUUACGUUCUUUAGAAAUAAAGUCUUUUUCCUGCCUGCCAUUAUCUUUUGGAGCCAGUUUUUGGCCCCAUAACUGCUUGAGUUGCAGAAUUGUUAACAUUAAAUCAGCUUUUCAACAUUUUAGGCACAUUUUGUUUAAAUACAAACUCUAACUUUUUCCUCCAAUAACAACGUCUUUGAAAUUGGCAUAAAAUAUCUUUUGACAGGUUUGCCAAAAAUGACCAGGAGAAUAUUUAUGACCAAAAUGCAAAAAUGUCUUCACUUAACUUGAAAAAAAGUUCAGUCUUGUAUUCUCCCUAAUGCAUAAACCAGAUUUUCACUGCAGGUACGAUACACAAUUCUUAAGCCUGGAAAAAGAAUGAGGUUUAUUGUGGAUAAUUUUUCUACAGUCACUAAAUGAGAACAGAACAUAAGGUUUACUGAGUUCAGGUGCAAGGGCGAACAUCAGGGACAGAAUAAAGAUAAUUUUCAAAGAUGGAUAUUCAAAAUCACUGAACUUAGACUUGUCAGCCCUUUCAAAUAUUGUGCCCUUAAAGUUUAUUUUUCUGGUUUGUGUAUGCUGGCUCUUUCCUUUCAGUUUCUCUACUCAUUUUAAAUGUCAAAGUGUGGUUCUUCUCCUUCAGAAACUGGGCACGUGCCAAACAUAAUGCUCCUAUAACUGAACAUCAGGCGAUUCUUGCUGCGGGAAGGCUGUCUAUAGAUGGUUUUUCCCUGUGAAGCGGGCGUCAGGCUCUGUGCUGAUGGGGUGUGGAGAGGGUUAGAGAGAAAGCCAAACUCUAGAGCCUGAUGUUUUGCUGUGUACUGCCCAUUAAGCUGAAGUUAACUGAUGGACACAAGUUCAUGGGCAGGAGAACUCUCUCUCCUUACUGCAACAGGCAUGUAUCAGCGCUGUGGAGGAGACAGACCCUUCAGGCUUUUGAUUGUUUCUGACUCUCCCAGAGAGACCAGUCAAUUGGGUGGGCGAAACAGUAUUACCAGUACUAGAAAAGCAAAUAAAUGUCCAGUGGUUUGGGUAGCUCAAUAUGUAGUGAUAACUAGGAGAAAACUUAGAAGGAAUUGUACUUGGAAGAUAGAGUCAUACAUGUGCCUGGAAGGCAGGCACCCACUGUCAAAACCUUGCCAAAAGCCCCUGAAAGAAUUAGUAAAAAGCAUGAAGAACUCUCCCUGCUGCCCGUGAUCACAAAGUUGGGACAAAACUGAAUGUGCUUCCUUCACACUCCUGUGGCUUGGGAUUACCCCUGUGCUAAUGCAGUCAUGGUGCAGGAAGCGGCUUGCAGUGGGAGUUGGGACAAACUGACCUGCGCCUUGACCUGCUCAUGAUACAUAUGAUGGGGAGGCCCAGUGCUUGGCCACCGCUGACAAAGCCAGCACGUAAGGACAGAUGGGAUGAAGGACGGUGGAUAAUCUGUGCAUUCCGGCUACUCUAGCAUGACAUACUGGCCACUGAACUCAGGAGCCAGGUGGCCUAUGUAAAGCUCUUUAUAGCUGUUCCAAACUCUGUCUUAAGGUCCUGGCCAAUAUGGAGCUAACCCAUAACACAGUUGCAUUUGGAAGAUUGGUUUUACAUUGUGACCCUUUUGUAUUUGUAUUUAACAUUCUUGUUAUGGUUGUAGUGAAUUGCGAUAAUUUUUACCUACUGUGAACCCCAAAAUCUUCUGCUUUUGCUGACACCUUUUUUCCCUGACAUGAAAGAAAAUACUGUAGGUGAUCUAAUGCGUGCAAUUUAAUAAAGAGCUUUUCCUAGGGAGCAGAA
Messenger RNA from Strigops habroptila (Kakapo), 7486 nucleotides. RefSeq names its product spermatogenesis associated 5 (gene AFG2A). NCBI's taxonomy places the organism in Eukaryota, Metazoa, Chordata, Aves, Psittaciformes, Psittacidae. The coding region runs from base 40 to 2721 and encodes 893 amino acids. Gene Ontology annotation, biological process: mitotic spindle disassembly; retrograde protein transport, ER to cytosol; autophagosome maturation. The record is from RefSeq and is a predicted model, not a curated record. The transcript has 16 exons. Gene Ontology annotation, molecular function: polyubiquitin modification-dependent protein binding; ATP hydrolysis activity; ATP binding. Gene Ontology annotation, cellular component: VCP-NPL4-UFD1 AAA ATPase complex; cytoplasm; nucleus.